Molecule: messenger RNA, 3247 nt
Organism: Hydra vulgaris (swiftwater hydra)
Lineage: Eukaryota; Metazoa; Cnidaria; Hydrozoa; Anthoathecata; Hydridae
Product: dihydropyrimidine dehydrogenase [NADP(+)]
Biological process (GO): uracil catabolic process; thymine catabolic process
Cellular component (GO): cytosol; cytoplasm
Molecular function (GO): uracil binding; iron-sulfur cluster binding; NADP binding
Source: RefSeq, a predicted model, not a curated record
AGUAAUGCCGCGAGAUUCAGUUUUACAGAUCUAAUUUUUAAUAAGUUUUAUUCAACUAAUUUAUAAUUAACUAACCUUUUUAAAUUCUAAAUUAAAGUAAUUAGAGGUUAAAUAAGACAAUAAUGAGUUUAUCAAAACAUGUACAAGACAUAGAGAAUCUUUUGCAGUUGAAUCCCAAAAUCAAUCCAUAUGCUAACUAUGUAUCAACAGUGAAAACUAAAAAGAAUCGAAAAUAUUGGAAAAGAAAUGAUGACCACAACUGCUCAUCUUGUGCAGACCUUACAAAGAAUUUUGAAGACAUAAAGCAUACAACACUAAGUGAAAGAGCGGCUUUAAAAGAAGCAGCAAGAUGCUUAAAGUGUGCUGAUGCACCUUGCCAAAAAAGUUGUCCUACUCAGUUAGACAUCAAGUCCUUCAUAACUAGCAUUUCUAAUAAGAAUUACUAUGGAGCUUCAAAGGCAAUUUUUAGUGACAAUCCUCUUGGUUUAACUUGUGGAAUGGUAUGUCCUACAAGUGACCUUUGUGUUGGAGGCUGUAAUCUUUAUGCAUCAGAAGAGGGACCAAUUAACAUAGGCGGUUUACAGCAAUUUGCAACAGAGAUUUUCAAGAAGAUGAGAAUUCCUCAAAUCAGAGAUCCAAAACUUACUCCAAUCGAGCAGCUGCCAGAAAGUUAUAAAUCAAAGAUAGCAUUGUUAGGAUGUGGACCUGCUUCUAUUAGUUGUGCUACUUUUCUUGGAAGACUUGGUUACUCAAAUAUCACUAUUUUUGAAAAGGAGGCAUUUAAAGGUGGAUUAAGCUCUUCUGAGAUCCCACAGUAUCGCUUACCUUAUGAUGUUGUUAACUUUGAAAUUGAGCAAAUGAAAGACCUCGGCAUUAAAAUUGAACAUGGAAAAUGCUUGAGUAAAAAUGCUGGUCUUACAAUUCGUUCUUUACAAAAUGAUGGUUAUAAAGCAAUUUUUGUGGGAAUUGGUCUUCCUGAACCAAAGAUUAUUCCAGAGUUUGAAGGGUUAACUGUAAAGAAUGGAUUUUAUUCUUCUAAACAUUUUCUGCCACUUGUUUCAAAAGCAAGCAAACCUGGUAUGUGUUCCUGCAAAUCAGAACUUCCUCAACUCCAUGGAAAUGUUAUUGUUCUUGGAGCUGGUGAUACAGCAUUUGAUUGCUGUACAUCGGCAAUUCGAUGUGGUGCUCGUCGUGUAUAUGUGGUAUUUCGAAAAGGUUUUACUAAUAUUCGAGCUGUACCUGAAGAAAUGGAGCUUGCACGCAAAGAAAAGUGUGAAUUUUUACCAUUUAUGUCACCUAAGCAAGUUAUCCUUAAAGGUGAUCACAUUACUGCAAUGGAGUUUUAUAGAACAGAACAACAAGAAGAUGGUACAUGGAUCGAAGACAUUGAGCAAACAAUGACAAUCAAGGCAAACUUUGUUAUUUCUGCUUUUGGGUCAACUUUAGCUGAAAAAGAUGUUAUUGAUGCUCUUGAGCCAUUAACUUUUAAUCGAUGGGGUCUCCCAGAAGUUAAUCCAGAUACAAUGGAAACAAAUGAAAGAGGAGUUUUUUGUGGCGGAGAUAUUGUUGGGAUUGCUCAAACUACUGUUGAAUCUGUCAAUGAUGGGAAACAAGCAUCAUGGACAAUGCAUAAGUAUAUACAGUCAUUAAGCAAUUUGGAAGUCCCAGCGCAACCGAAUCUUCCGCUAUUCUGCACACCUAUUGAUGAAGUUGAUAUUAGCAUUGAACUCUGUGGAUUAAAGUUUCCAAAUCCGUUUGGAUUAGCAUCAGCUCCACCCACAACAAGCUCAGCUAUGAUGAGGCGUGCAUUUGAAGCUGGAUGGGGAUUUCAAUUAACAAAAACCUUUGUAUUAGAUAAGGACUAUGUGAUUAAUGUCUCUCCACGCAUUGUUCGAGGAAGUACUUCAGGGCACCAAUAUGGACCAGGCCAAAGCUCUUUUUUGAAUAUUGAAUUAAUUAGUGAGAAAUCAGCAGCUUACUGGUGUAAAUCAAUAUCUGAAUUGGUUAAAGACUUUCCAAAUCAGAUUUUAAUUGCAAGUAUUAUGUGUGGCUAUAACCAAGAAGACUGGACAGAGUUAGCAAAAAUGUCUGAAGUUGCAGGAGCACCAGCACUUGAAUUAAAUUUAUCGUGCCCUCAUGGAAUGGGUGAAAAAGGAAUGGGUUUAGCAUGCGGUCAGAAUGCAGAGUUAGUUUAUAAUAUUUGCAAAUGGGUCAGAGCUGCAGUAAAAAUUCCUUUUUUUGCAAAAUUAACCCCAAAUGUCACUGAUAUUGUAGAAAUAGCUCUUGCUGCUAAAAAUGGUGGAGCUGAUGGUGUCACGGCAACAAAUACUGUUUCUGGAUUGAUGCACUUAAAAUCAAAUGCUGUUCCAUGGCCAGCUGUUGGUCAAGAGAAACGAACUACAUAUGGUGGUGUUUCUGGGAAUUCAAUCCGUCCUAUUGCUCUUCGUGCUGUAUCUGCAAUUGCUUCGGCUCUUCCGGGUUUUCCUAUUUUGGCAACUGGAGGUAUAGAUUCAGCCGAGGUGGGAUUGCAAUUUAUACAUGCAGGAGCAAGUGUAGUGCAGAUAUGCAGUGCAGUACAGAAUCAAGAUUACACGGUUAUUGAUGAUUAUGUCAGCGGUUUAAAGUGUCUUUUAUACAUGAGUUCGUGUGACGAGUUUGCUAGUUGGAAUGGCCAGAGCGAACCAACAGUCAGACAGCAAAAAGGAAAACCAAUUGCGAAAGUUGCUGACGUUAGUCUACCUCAUUUCGGAGAAUAUAAACGCAAAAGAGAAAUUGCAAUUGCCAACAGUAUCAAAGAGUCGAAUAUAUUGAGAGAAGAACUGUUUCCGAUGAAAGUACGACCGGCUAUUGCGCCAAAAAACAAAAUUGCAUCUGUCAAGGAUAUGGUUGGUCUUGCGCUAAAUUACAUUGGGAAAUACAACGAUCUCUCAAAUAAGCAGCAGGUUGUGGCUGUUGUAGAUGAUGAGAUGUGCAUCAACUGUGGUAAGUGUUAUAUGGCGUGCAACGACUCCGGUUACCAAGCUAUAACAUUUGAUCCUUAUACUCAUUUGCCACACGUGACUAAUGAUUGUACUGGCUGUACGUUAUGCGUUAGUGUCUGUCCUAUUAUAGAUUGCAUAACAAUGGUUGAACGGCAGACACCUUAUAUUCCUAGUCGUGGUAUUCCUUUAUCAAUCAAAGUAUAAUAGUGGUUAUUUUAGGUUGUUUUGUUAUGGUUGUUUAUGAUUUUUUAUAUGCUUUUUUUUUU